AGCGAGGGAGUUGUGUUCGUGCCAUGCAGGGGAUUUAAAGACAAUGAUGAAGGACCAAAGUGGAGAAAUAUCUAUUAAUUUCUGCCCGAGAUGGAAUCAAGAGUAAAGGGAUAAACUCCUCACUGAAGCAAAAGGACAAGGAAGAUUGUUUGCUGUUUUUUUUCUGGUGAGUAAAAGAAUUUAUUUAAUGAGAUUCAUUUCAGUUCGAUUAAUUAGUUUGAUUUUAAUGAUGCGGAACAAAUGCGCAUGUCUGGACUAGAACUUUGAUUAUGAUGUCCGAUUUUUUAGUUUAUUCAGCUUGAAUUAUCUGUUAACAGAAACUAUAUUUGUCUUAUUAAAAAAAGUCACAUUUAGAGAUAACAUUCCCCUGUUUUAGACGCGAAUAUUUACCAAUUUAUUAUUAUGUAACAUUUACUAACAGUAAUUUUAAAGCACUUUAACAUGAACUUAUUUGUAAUCUUGCUGUAUUUGUGGACACAGAGUCUUUCCCUCUGCGCCACCAGACAACAUGCCCGUCCUGGACCAAGAGCCCUCCAAAGAUUCAGGAGGAGGAGAUGUAAAUAUCAUUAUAUAAUUUACCUCUGUUACUUUCUUUUUCAACAAGAAUGUGGAAAUAUAAAUAUUGUUUAAGAAAUGUUAGGGAGAAUAAUAAAACAUUAAUUUCAAUGAUAUGAUUAAAGUCACUCUUGAAUCAUCAAAAGAUAACACACCAAUAUUGUUGAAUCAAUUCUUGUCCUGUUUAAAGUCAAUUAAAACAUUUUUGUCCUUGUUUUUAUUACGUUUUUCCAUUUGAGUUACUAGUGUUUUAAUGUAUUUUCUUGGUGAACUGAUGCAAUCAAUAUAAGUUUUUGCAGUGAUAUGUAGUGAGUGAUUUCAUGGGGGGCAAAUUGGAUUAGAUUUUCUCAUCUCACAUGCUGUUCAGGGACUCCCUAAGCUGCCACUCCCAGCCCUGAAAGACACCCUGGACAUGUACCUGAGGUGUAUGAAGCACCUGCUCACAGAGGAACAGUUCAAAAAGACCCAAAAAGUCGUGGAGCAGUUUGGAGCCCCCGGAGGAGUGGGGGAGCAACUGCAGAGCAAACUGGAGGAGAGGAGGAAAAAUAAGGCUAACUGGGUAAAUAUGAAUCAAAGUGUGUGAUUUCUUACCGCAAAGUAAACUGAUUUCAGCUUUUACCACAAAGCAUUUAGACCUUUUACAUGACUUUUUACAUCAACGCAUAUGUGAACAAACAGUCUUAUUAAAACUUAGAAGAGUCCAUGAAUCAUUAUCAAUCAAUUCCAGUGAGAGUUGACGUCCAUCUUUGAUUUUUCUUUGACAUAUUUCCUUUCGCAGGUGUACGAAUACUGGCUGAAUGACAUGUACCUGAACAACAGAUUAGCUCUACCUAUCAACUCCAGUCCUGUGAUGGUUUUCCCACAGCAGAACUUCAAGGCUCCCAUAGACUCUCUAAGGUGUGAGGACAGACUCUCUACAGGAACAUAUAACAACAUAACACAGAGGAAUUCACCACUUCAAAUGAUUCUUAUGGUUUUGUUACAGCUUGAUAACUAGAAAAAUGACAGUGAAGUAUUUAAAUUACUCAGAGUUCAGCUUUGACGAAUUGUAACAAAUUAAACACUUCCUCGCUACACUGUGACUGAUGGGGUUAUUACCCAGAGUACCUUGAGGGGGUGAGGGGCCAGGCCAUGCCGCUGGUGGCAAGGUUAAUAGACAAUGAAGGUUGAGCUUUGGUUAACACGGUAUUGAUCCUGCACUGCUCUCUUAACCAGGUGAUUUACAUCUUGUAUUUAUAAGGUUAAGUGUAAUACAGCGACACCGAGAUACGGGAAGCUAAAACUGUAAAUACAGAAGUACACAGUGUGGUAAAUGUGUGUAUAUUUCUAUGAGUAUUUGACAGUGUAAUGUUUGUCUUUUUUAGGUUUGCUGCACACUUAAUUUCUGGUGUUCUGGAGUACAAGACUCUUCUUGAUGCGUAAGUUAUCGUUCAAUAGUAGAAAAUAAACCAGGACUUCAUGAUCUUAAUGGGUAACACUUUAGUUAAGUGCCUGACAGCAUGUAUAUGUGUGUGUGUGUUUGUGUGUAGACGUGCCCUGCCGAUGGACUACGCCCGGGGUCAGCUGGCCGGGACCCCUCUCUGCAUGGAGCAGUACUAUCGCCUCUUCACUUCCUACCGUCUACCGGGGCCUGAGAGGGACACACUCGUAGCUCAGGAGAGCAGUGUGAUGCCAGAACCUGAACACAUCAUCGUGGCUUGUAAAAACCAGGUUAGAUACACAAACGUAAAUCUAGUAUUUAGGAUCACCAGCUUGAUUUCAACAAACUUUGGCGAGAGCAUCUUAAACCAACUUCCUGCCAUUUUGAAGGCUUACUGGUGACUAAAAGAUUGAGAAAAGUUAUCAGUAGAGAAAAGGUUUAUACAUAAUCUUGUAGGUUUAGUUUGCAUAUGUGUAAAAGCUCCAAACAAGUCCAUCAGAACCUCUCAUGACACAAGUCUGACAGAAAGAGACUCCACAAAAAGUCCACUGGGUAUAUUUUCGGGGGGAUUUCAACCAUAUGACACGUUGUCUGACGACAUUGAAAAUUAGGAACUAAGCUUGAGCAGAUAACAAGAGCUACAAAUAGAUCCAGAAUAAACCUCCUCAUGAUAGACAGAGAACAAUAGUUACAGCGACAGUUUCACUUAAUUACAGUGACAGCUAGACUACACAUCGUGUUUGUGUUACAGCACAACAUAUGGAUCAUCACUGACUUGUAUCUACAGCUUAUGUAAACAGACUCUGACGGCAUUAUGCAAACACAUCUUCAAAUGAGAGAAAACAGCCACAGCCUGCUGAUGAUGUCUCUCCUUUAAAAUAUUCAUCUUAACGUGACAGUUGUGCAAUAAACUUUCAGUAUAGUAACUUGCAACUCCGCAGAAAAGAUGCUUAUGACCAUUUAGUCUUUCAAUUAGACCAAUGGUGAGCCAGUGUUGUCGCUCUAGCCAUAUGAAAAUAAGAGCCUACUAAUGAGUCCCUCUAGAAAGAGAGCAGAUUCAGAUGUAUUCAGGCACAGUCGAGCUCUAGGAUUACCUUUGUAGGAUAAACACCAUCCAGACUGGGUGCAAUGAAAAUUAAUAUCAUUCCUAUCAACUUUUGGCUCUUAAUAAAAUCACAGCAAACAAAGAUCACAGAGAUUCUGCUAUAGUAAACCGAAGUCAAACAGCACAUGGCUCACAGGCAGAGAAAAGAACAAGUUAUUCUGAUAAUUAAGGAAGAAAAAAACAAGUAUCUGUGGUAAUAACCCACCGCAGUUCACAGGGAGUAUUAUCGCUGAUCUCUUAUCUAUUAUUUGAUACAGUGAUGAGAGUUAUCACUUUGAGUUUUUCCUUUAAACGAAUCAGUUUCAAUCAAGCUGACAUUUUUGUGUUUUACUCAAAAUUUUUUCUAAACUUCUUCUUCUUUAGUCUGACCCUUUAAUUGUUUGCUCUGUUUUCUUCCUGAGUUCUUGUCUUUGUCUUAAAGCACUGUGUGAAUUAUCUAUUUUAACGUGCCAAGCAGGCAAAGUUAUUAUCAAUGUGUAAAUAAAAAAAUAAAAAAACUUCUUCUGGUGUCCACUUGAGGCAGACUCCAGUAUCCAAACAGUCAGCGCUUCGAUUAAAGUUAUUAUCUAUAAAAAGUGGUUUUAGUCUGUAUACCGAAUUUUUCUAUUUAUAACAACUGUGCUUGGGUUUAUUUAAACUUAUUUUCAGUACCAUUUCAAAGCUGACAUACUUGGUACUGAUUUCACUUCAGUUCCACCACUUUGCUAGUUUGCUAGCCUAGCUGAAGGUCCGUUGGAGUCAGGAUUUUUUACAUAUAUUAGAAUAGGUAUUGCCACUGAGACUACAUGUCCAUAUCUAUGAUUACAUAGUCAAUAGAAACUAAUGGCAUUUUAAUUAAAAACAAAAAAAAAAAACGUCAUACUUUGUUUGAAGAUGCUUUUGUUUUGCUCUGUAGAAAUUUGAAAAAUCAGACUCAGGCAGUGACGAUCCUAAAUCUGCUACUUUUUGACUCUAAUAUCAUUACAGAUAGAAAUUCUGGUCACAAAUUGUUAAAUCAGACUGAAAUCAUGAUAAACAUAAGGAUUAAACUUUACAGCUAUAUUUCCAUGUAUGGGUGUAGAGUGGAUUCCUUGCUAAUCUAAGUGUAAAAUCUUAGAAAUGAAUAAAGUCAAAGGGCUUGAUAUCUGGUUUGACCCUCUGUGUAGUUUUUUGUACUGGACGUGGUCAUCAACUUCCGCCGACUGAAUGAAAGAGACCUGUUAACUCAGCUGGAAAGGAUCUGGAAGAUGGCUGAGAAUGAGGAAGAGCGGCUCCCACCCAUUGGUCUGCUCACUUCAGACGGACGCACAGAGUGGGCAGAGUCCCGCAGUGUGCUCAUGAGAGGUGUGUUUAAGGCUUCUUACUACAAACAUCUAAGUUUAUCACACCAAACAGACUUUUUCAAACGUUUAUUUCUGCUAUAGAGUCUACUAACAGGGACUCUCUGGACAUGAUCGAGCGCUGUAUGUGCCUGGUCUGUCUGGAUGAGGCCACGGGACCAGAGCUGAGUGACACCACACGAGCCAUGCUGAUGCUGCACGGUGGAGGAGUGGCCAAGAAUGGGGGCAACCGCUGGUACGACAAACCCAUGCAGGUUAGAGAGCAAAACUAGUUAACAGUGUGACUUUAACAUUUGCCUCUUUUGCUUCUCCAAAUUCUUAGAUAUUGCUACAGAGUGAACUGCUAUUGAGAAAAAGUAGGAAAAAUAUUAAAUAUGUACCUAAAAAUAGAAGAAACUGAGGGGUGAAUGGUUGAAUAAUUGCAUUUAGUUUCAAGCAUUGUGUUAUUAGAAUGAGGUUUGAUGGAGAUGUUUAGUUUAAUUGUUUGUUUAUUUUAGUGAAUUAGAAAAUUUAUAUUUGCAUUUUAGAGAUUCAGGGGUCUAGUUUUUAAAUUAAGGGUUAUUAUAUAUGAAGGAAUUGAUGGUUGAAAUCUGCAGAAGUAUGCACAAGUACAGCAUAAAAUCGCAAAUGCAAAUAAAGUUGGAUAAUCCAGAAUUGCAGUUUGAUUUAACUGAUUAAAAUCCCACUGAAAAAAGUAUGACUGUCUUAGUUUGUUAUAGGAGCCGACGGCUGCUGUGGAGUAGUGUGUGAACAUUCACCGUUUGAGGGGAUUGUCCUUGUGCAGUGCACAGAGUAUCUACUCAAAUACAUGUAAGACAUGACAUGCAGAAUGUGUCUACGAUGUUUAUGAAAAUACGAGGAAGAAUAUCGGAGGUAAUGCAAGCUGGUUUAAUGUUCCCAUGAUGCAUCAGGAUUGGCAGCCCAUCAAAGCUGGUCAGAGCUGCGAGUGUGAGCGAUCUGCAUGCGCCACGCAGACUACGUUGGAAAUGCACUCCAGAGAUUCACAAACUACUCACUUCUUCUGCUGACAAGCUACAGAGGUCUGACGUUUAUCCUGUUACCUGUUCAAUCAAACAAAUAAUAAGAGGAGGUUUUCAUCAUGUCUCCUGGUUUUAUAUCUUGUAACUUUUUAAUUAGAAAAAAAGGGCCAUAAUUUUCUCACGGUCUUUAAUUUGGACUGAUAUUAAAACCUAAUACGCAGGCCUUUUUUUACAUAAAUGUCACCCAUAGGUGCUAUUUAAAUAAAGUUAUAAUUUGUUUUGAGUUGGAUUCUUAAAGCCGAUAGGGUUUACUGUUUUUACUUUUCAGACAGGUGAAAAAUCUGGACAUGAAUGUCCACAAAUUUUACGACUAUGGGAAAGAGUUCAUCAAGAAACAGAAAAUGAGUCCUGAUGCCUACAUGCAGGUUGCUCUUCAGCUGGCCUACUACAGGUAAGAAAAAGCUGAAUAUCACAGGACUCUCAUACGUCACAUUAGCUCCCGACUCUGAGCUACAUGAAUUUUCUUUUGUGUGUUGCUCCAGAUGUCACGGUAGACCUGUGUCGACCUAUGAGAGCGCUUCUAUAAGACGAUUUCAGGAGGGCAGGGUGGACAACAUCCGCUCGGCUACACCAGAAGCCCUGGCCUUUGUUAAAGCAAUGACUGAUGGGAAACAAAGUGCAAGUGUAAGAUACUGUACUGCGAAUAUGAAGUAUAAGAGUGUAUAUUUAGAGAGUAGAUUUGAAUAUCGCUAAUUCUGCAUCAGUCUAAAUUUGAUUUUGAGCUGUUUGUUUCUCCAGGACGCAGAAAAGAUGGAGAUGUUACGAGGAGCAAUAACCAGCCAGACAAAGUACACAAUUCUGGUAACUAUUCUCUACCCUUACCAUGGUUUCAAAUACAGUCAAUACUUAUCAAUUCCUAUCCAAGAAAAAACACAAGUGCGUUUUAUAUCCUUGCCAGGCUAUUACAGGGAUGGCAAUAGACAAUCACUUACUGGGACUACGAGAAGUGGCGCAGGAGCUUAAGAAGGAGAAGCCGGAGAUAUUUAGAGACGACGCCUAUCUCAUCAGUAAUCAGUUCAUCCUCUCAACAAGUCAGGUAAAGUCGCCUCAUUCCAAUAAACCGAAACAAACUGUAUAAAUCAAAAACAUAAAUAUGUCAUCGGGGAGUCCUUGGCUUCUGCUUAAGACUUUAAAUUUCUGACAACAAGGUUUUUACUACAAAUAGGGGGGAUUACUGCCUGAAGGGAGACAGCAUUUAAGAGCCUUUAAAUAUAAAUAUACUUGAUAAAGUGAUCAGUCAUCUAGUCCAUAAAAGAUUACAAAAAAAAAAUGCUGUACAGUAGUAAACCCCCCCCCCCCCCCCCCCAAAAAAAAAAAAAAAAGAAAUAUUUUUUUUUCUUGUAAAAUGGUUGUUGAUUAUUGCAUGGUUGUCCAUAAAUUUGAUCUUGAUUGCUGCAUUGUUAAAACUAUGCAGCUGUAAAUAAUAGACAGCUGACAUGCAUCAUCUAACUCUAAAAUUCAUAGAUGAUUGCAAAACCUGCAGGUGGGUUAUGUUAAUCAGGACUGCAGUUUAGGUUUGGUAGUUUAACUGAUUGCUUUAAGAUGUACACAGACAUCCACCUGUCUUGCUUCAGCAUUUCUACAAGAUCACUGCUAAACAUACUGAAACAAACUGAGUUUUUUAGGUCUGAAGAAUUUGCUCUUCCUACAGGUUCCCACGACUGUAGAGAUGUUCUGCUGCUACGGACCCGUGGUUCCAAACGGAUAUGGUGCAUGCUACAACCCUCAGUCAGACCAUAUUAUCUUCUGCGUGUCGAGUUUCCGUGACAGUCCGGAGACAAGUUCAGCAGAGUUCGUCAAGAGUUUAGUGCAAGGACUCUUGGACAUGAGGGAUCUGUGCAAUAAAUUUAACUCCAGCUCAGACUCUCCUGGGCAAAAGCAGGGUCAGGGGUUGGAGGUGAAGAUGCAAACGGACAAAAGCUGGCAAAUCAAAGUGCCGCAGAGAUCUACAGACCUGAGCAAUAAUCAGCAGGCACUGCCUCAGGUUGUGUUGAAAACACCGGCACAGACAGCAGUGGAUGCUCAAACCCAGACUUCAUCACAAGGACAAGCACAAACACUGAAAAAUGGAAGUAAACCGUAGAAAACUGUCUGUGCUUGUGACGUAAUUUAACAAUCACAUUAAAUGUGAAUUGUGUGAAUAUUUGUGCUAUACUCCAUAGCUGUGAUACAAAAUGGUAUGUCAAACUGUUUUGCUGUUACAUGUACUGUGAAAUAUAUCAAGUGAUGAUGAUAAUCUGAGCUAAAUAUUUUUAGUGAAUAUUGGAGGUGUGUGUUCAAAGUGUUUGUCAAAGAGGCUACAGCAUUUAGGUUCAAUUUAAAGCCAAAUUUGAUUCUUGUUGUUCUUAUGCACUAAUUUUAGACGAAUCAGCCAAAGAAAAUAGUACCCACAUUGUGUAGUAAGUAUUUGCAAUACGGUCAAGUUUGGGGGGAAACAGCAAACGAAUGAAGUGGAGACAAAUUCAACACACCCAAGAUCAAUUUAGCCUCGUUCAUGUCUGAAUCAUUUUGUCCAUAAAGCCUGUCAGUCAGUGUGACAGAUGAGAAAUAGUCUGUGAGUUAUGAUAAAUGGCUGAUUGUCUCACUAUAUGUCAAUGUGCAAACCGCAUGCUGCUGUCCAUUGAUUUUCCCGGAGAUUAUGGUAUACUGUCAAACUAGAAUCUUCUAUGCAAUAUCAUUUCUGCUGUCUUAAAUUGUUGUGUCAAACAUACAGUAUAUUUUAGAAAAUCUAUAGAUAUUUAGUUAACACUGUGUUGUAACUCGUCAUACUGUGCUUGUUAAGUAUCUGAAAAGAGCCAGGGUUUAAAAAGAACAGUGUUUAAUUUAUUGAAGAAUGUAAAGUCGUACCCGAGCUGUGUAAUUGUACAUUUACGAGCAGAAUAUAUCAGUUAAUUAAUUUAUUUUUUUAUGAUGUAAAAGAGUGUGAAUGUGAAUUAAGUAAGUUUAUGAAACUUACAAACCAGAGGUGAUCACUGUGUUAAAGUAUUGUAUUUAUGAAAAACUGUAGAGUACUAGAAGUAAAUCAGAUCUAAUUAAAUUAAAAGCUAUAUCAAUACAUGUUUGAGUUUUUCAAAAAGGAAUUAUGACUGUUUUGUGAGGAGUCAGUCUACACCUACAGGGUGUUAUUUACUUCCAUACGAUGCAGAGUUCAGGAGCUGUGGUGAGGAAUCAGAAUAUGUCUAUUUUUGUCUUAAGGAAAAGGCACAAUUAUUUCUUUCUCUCUUCAGUUAUCACUAACUGUGUCGCUUCAUUAAUUUAUUUGUCAAUAUCAGUCUUUCACAGGGACAAUAUAAUGAUUUUAAUUGGCUUGACCACUCUAAAUUUUAAGGAAAAUUACAAGUUUCUCCUCCUUUUAUCAAUUAUUUUCAACAGCUAAUUUUUAGAACAGAGAAAUAAGUGCUGUGUCUUUUUGUGUGUGAGUGAAAAAUUUGACCAAGUCCAUUAAAGCAAUGUUGUUUCAA
Molecule: messenger RNA, 8900 nt
Organism: Xyrichtys novacula (pearly razorfish)
Lineage: Eukaryota; Metazoa; Chordata; Actinopteri; Labriformes; Labridae
Source: the annotation of a GenBank genome assembly